Molecule: messenger RNA, 3166 nt
Organism: Antechinus flavipes (yellow-footed antechinus)
Lineage: Eukaryota; Metazoa; Chordata; Mammalia; Dasyuromorphia; Dasyuridae
Product: zinc finger CCCH domain-containing protein 18-like
Exons: 2
Source: RefSeq, a predicted model, not a curated record
CAACUAAUCGGGCUGUAUUGGAGGCAAUAAAAGAUCAGAACUUUUAGCACCUGGCUGCAUUUUGGAUGAUUAUUACUGUUAACUGAAAACCAAGGUGGCAUUCAGAAAACCUCCCGGAGAAACCCUCUCCCAGAGAGAACCAAAUAUAUUUUAAAGAACAAGAACACCACAUUUUGGCACCCGAACAGGGACUGACAGACCCCUCAGUGGAUUUCAGUGGAAAAGCUCCGAUCCUGAUUCAAGUGGAAAAGCCUCUGAUCCUGAUCCAGUGGAAAAGACUCCUCAACUCAGAAAUUAGGACCAGAGGAUGCUGAUGGAUGUGUGUGAGAGCCCUGAUCGAGAUCCUGGAUCUCCAGAGAAAGAACAGCAAGAGCUCGCAGAUGAUGACAUUCUGAAAGAAAGUGGGUCUGAUCGUGAGUUGGAUGGAGAGGGUGGGAAGGGCACUGAUUUGGAGGAAGAGGAAGAAGAUGCAGCAAGGACGUUGAGUCAGGGUGAAGAGGAAAAUCAUUCACAUGAGGAGGACCGAUUAAGUGAAACCAAAUCUCAGGACUCUGAUAAUAAUGAUCAGAGCAGAGAUCGUAAGAACUCUCCAUGUUGGGAGGAGAAGGUGGAGGAGGAAGACAAGACAAAUGAUCUUAGAGAUAAAGCCUCUUCAGUCACUAGAGAACUGGAUGAACAUGAAUUAGAUUAUGAUGAGGAGGUUCCUGAGGAACCCACAACUACUGCUCAAGAGGAUGAGGCUGAGAAGGCUGGUGGAGAAGAUGAGGAUGAGAAAGGAAAAGGUACUCCAGAGGAAGAAGAGAAAUCCAGUGGUAAAAAUGGGGAGGAAAAAGAACACCCAGAAUCUCUUAAGGAGAAAAAAAGAGAGGAAGAUGAUGGAGAAAUUGAUGAUGAUGAUCUGGAAGAAGGAGAAGUAAAGGAUCCUAGUGAUAGGAAGGUGAGGCCUCGUCCCAUCUGCCGAUUCUUUAUGAAAGGUGGGUUCCCCCUUUCAACAGGAUGCAACAGAAACAUUCUCGGCAUGGAUUUCAAAGCGGAGCAGCCUUCAGAAAGAAACGGUCAUUGUACAUGGGGGAUGAAUUGUAGGUUUAUCCAUCCUGGAGUGAAUGACAAAGGAAAUUAUUCUUUGAUCACAAAACCAGACCCUUUUCCACCCAAUGGUGCACCACCUGUUGGACCUCAUCCAUUGAUGCCAGCCAAUCCUUGGGGUGGACCAGUUGUUGAUGAAAUUCUGCCUCCACCACCUCCAGAACCCCCAACAGAGAGUGCCUGGGAGAGAGGACUCCGGCAUGCAAAGGAGGUUUUAAAAAAGGCAACCAUUCGCAAAGAACAGGAACCUGAUUUUGAAGAAAAAAGGUUUACAGUGACCAUUGGAGAAGAUGAGCUAGAAUUUGACAAAGAAAGUGAAUUUUUCAGAGAAUGGAAUUAUCGGAUUACUAGAGAUGUCAGAGAUACAGCACUUGAACCAUCUUCAGAUCCUUAUUAUGAUUAUAAAAUAGAACGAUUUUGGCGUGGUGGACAAUAUGAGAACUUCAGAGUGCAAUAUACAGAAACUAAACCAUAUCAUAAUUAUCGACAGAGGGAAAAGGAACGAGAGAGAGAAAAUAGACAGAGAGAACGGGAACGGAAACGUGAGAGAGACCGAGAAAGGGAACGGCGGCAAAGGGAGAGAGAGCGAGAGAGAGAAAGACGACGGGACCAAAAACGCCAACGAAGGAAAGAGGAGUGGGCACGAGAACGAGCCAAGCUAGAUGAAAAAGACAGGCAGCACAGAGACCGGGACAGAGAAAAAGAAAAAGAAAACCCAAAACCUAGAUUCCCUCAACCACCAAGCCGUCAAUCUGAGCCACCAAAGAAGGAAACCACAUUAACUGGCCCACAGAUGAAAAGAGCAGAUGAAUGGAAGGAUCCUUGGCGACGAUCCCCUAAAAAAAAGUCCCCUAAAAAGAAACUUGGUGUAUCAGUUUCUCCAAGCCGUGCACGGAAGCGUCGAAAAACAUCUGCCUCAUCAGCAUCUGCAUCCAUUUCCUCCAGGUCAUCUUCUCGUUCAUCAUCAUACUCUAGUUCUGGCUCCUCACGAUCCUGGUCCAGUUCCUCAUCCUACAGCUCCUAUUCUAGUCGCUCUUCUAGACACAGCUCAUUCUCAAGCAGCAGUUCCAGUUCUCGUUCUUUUUCAUCUUCCUCUUCUCCAUCGCCAACACCAUCCCCACACAAACCUUCUAUAAAAACUAAAGGAGAACCUGCCCCACCUGCUGGAAAAGGAGAGAAGUCUCUGAAAAAGCCAGUUCCCCCUCCCGUGCCCCCACAAUCCACGAAAACUAUUACACCUGUAGCAGAGCCAACCAAACCAGGAGAUAACAGAGAAGCCAGAAGGAAGGACCGCCCAACCAGAACCCCACCCAGGAGGCGGACCAUCAGCGGCAGCAUCAGCGACAGUACCAGUAGCUAUAGCGGAUCUAGUUCCCGAUCCAGGUCAUUGUCAAGAUCUCUCUCUAGGUCCUAUUCCCGAUCAACUUCUGCCUCUAUUUCUCCCUCCCCAUCAGGGUCCAGGAAGUCCCGGUCCCUGAGUGAGAGCAGCGUGUCCUCCAUCUCCAAUGCCACGUCAAGUAGCAGUUCUGUUCGCAGUGCCGAUUCAGAGGACAUGUAUGCUGAUCUGGCCAGUCCUGUUUCCUCGGCCAGUUCCCGGUCUCCCACGCCUGUCCAGCUGAAGAAGGAGAAAGGAAAGUCAAAAAAAGAAGACAGUGUUAAAGAAAAGAAGCGGAAAAGGGAGGCUCCCACAAAGCCUCCCAAAUCCACAAAACCUGCAGCCAGUAGUAAAUCAUCCCAGCAGUUACCACCUCCCCAACAAGUGCUCCCGCCACAACUUCAGCAAGGAGGGUUCAGCGCUCACAAAGAGAUCAAACCGACAUUAUUAAAUAAGGCAGCUGAUAAAGGAAGCAGGAAAAGAUAUGGACCAUCAGACAAGGACAGACAAACUUCUCCUCCAGCAAAACGAGCUAACCUAUCUCCUGGAAGAGGUUCUCGUGAUAGGAAGCCAGGUGGGAGAAUCUCUUCUCCUUAACAGGAAUGCCAGAGAGGACAGAACCCCAAACCAUCUCUGACUCAACCAGAUAGGAAACGCCAGCUGUCCCCACAGUCCAAGAGCUCUUGCAGAUUAGAGCUUGAGUAA